AUGAGAUUUAAGGUUUUCUCAAGAGUUUGGGCAACAUAUCAAAGACAUCUUUCCACAAACCCUUGGAGAACUCAAACGCUAACAACAGGUAUGAUAAUUUUGCGUUAUUUCUUUUAUAUCGCAGAAUUCGCUUCUAUGAUGCAAUCGAUUGUUUUAAUCCGGUCAAGCUUGUUGUAAACAACAGUGAACUGAAUUAAUCCUUUUCAUUCUCUUCAGAACACGUACAAUUCAUUAUUUCCUUGCUACAAUUUGUGACAACGUUACUGCAGCCUUAUUUAUAGAGUGAUUGUCACUUUUAGCGUGCCAAACGAAAAUUUAUUUAAAUUCAAGCCAAUUCUGCCCGGAUGCUUCGUUUUUGUCGCCUGAGGCAUAACCGGGAAAAAAAUGCAAACCUUGAAUAACGAAUAAAUAAAAUACAAACGGCAGGUAAUUCUACUCGGUAUUUCGAAAUCAAAUCGAAACUUCAAGGUUCCCUCCCUGGGCAACCCCCAGGAAUUUGAAAUUUUAAAAAAUUCCUCACUCCCGGCCUGGCGCACGCUACUGGUGUACACGGCUAAGAAUCUCACAUCGUUUGGCUCUUAUGAACUUAUUAAAACUCAGAUCGCAUCGAUAUUUGGCAAGAAGUUAAAGUUUAUAAACAGCUUUUCAUUCAAUAUUUUUUUUCUGGCUGUAAGACCAAAAUAAAAUUGAAAUAUGAAAAGUAUGGCUCAAAAUGGGACCAUUUUUUAACAGCUCGCGUAACAUUUACAGUCUAACCACGCAUAUUGUGGGAUUUCUCUGUUUCUGUUAAUGGUACUUUGGAAAAAUUUCUCCGAAGAGGUCAGUGACUUAUGAGUACUAACUGUAUUAAAAAUUACUGAACAUAAUGGCAAAACAACAAAGUUAAGGGCGUUUUCAGAAAGAUGUUCUGUCUACAUACGAUCUCUGUGCAGCGCGAACGUCAAUUUAAAAGAUUGCUUUUCAUUGACUUUCUGUUGUUGUUAAGAAAAGAAAUAAUAAUUUUUGGAAUGCUCAUAAGUUAAACCUUCCUUAUAGACUAACUGUUAAGACUUCGGGAAACCCAUUUUUACGCUAAGAUCAAAUAUGUAAGGUUAGACAGCAUUUUUUUAACGUGAAAAUUCGUAAACCGUGCGUUGGACCGAAAAUCAGAUUCUAGAGUGUGCUUUGGCAUAAAGAUUUUGUGCCUAAAAUGUGCCUAAGAUGUGCAUAAAGUGUGCAUUUUAGUUUUGAAAAACGUGCCUAAGCCGUGCCUAAGUUGUGCCCAAACUGUGCCUAAUCUGUGCACAAGUUGUGCCAAAAUAUUGAGUCACUCGGAAAAUCGUGUCCAGCCUAUCGAGCUCCACAGCGAACGAAAAGAGCGCACGGCAAUUAUGUCAGUUUUGAGGUUUACGAAGUCUAGAAACACGGUCUGACGACCUUUUUAUCCCCUAAUAAGAAAUAACAUGACUCAGAAUACGGUUAGAGACAGCAGGGAAAGCCCCGACAAACAGGAAAAUGGAAUCUUAAACAGGUUAGCGUAUUUAAAGUAAGUACUCAGCUCAAUUACAUUGUUGAUAUGCUAAUUCCAUCGAUGUUAAAACAUUUCCGAGUAGGUUUCUUCUCCCCUUCUUAACGGAGCGUUUAGUUGGAACGAAAUAUUUGUUUUUUUCAGGAGGGCAGAUUUGCAUUCAAAAAAAGAAUUUACUUGUGAUAUGACUUAUAAAAUGAAAACGAAAAAAUUGAUUGCACGCCGAUGAGUUUUGAAGCAAAAUAAAUGGCACGUCUCAUCGAUUAUUAUACGAUCAAAGCUUAAUUUGCUAACAGAGCCAGAAAACAAAAACAAACAAGCAGCUUGAAUUAUUUUACUACUAAGUGUAAAUCCUACUUUUUAGUUAGAGAAAUAUUUUAAAAAGCAGCCGCAUUUUGUAUUUAAAAAACAACGCGCGUUGGCAUGAAGGUUUCAAAUUACCACUUUGUACUUUUCAUGUUGUUAUGCAAAUUCAGGCCAAUUUUACCACGAUCGCAAAAAGUACUUUCUACGACUUUUAUUGGCUAUUUUUGUGCCUUACUUCUUUAGCUUUGUUUUUGUUAUUAUGGCUUCGACUUUCUUUCACGAUUUCUUUUAGAAACGAAAGAAAGCGAGUCUAUAAAAUUGCAUGGCAAUGGAAAAGGUUCAGACCGCAUCUAUCGCGUGUGAAUUUCCUCUUUAUCCUCGGAGUAAACACGGACUGUCGAAGAAUACUUCAAUUUUCCAGACUUUCGGCGCGGCUCAAAACUUACGCUUCCUAUACUUCUAACUGUAUCGUGUUUGAUCUGAAUUAUUUUUGUAAUUCGUACCAAGUUUGUUCUUUUUUGCAAGUCGGGUUACAAAGAUUUUCAAAAAAGUGCCCAGCAUUGAAUAUUUGUGCCUAAACCGUGCCAAAACUGUGCCCAAACUGUGCCUAAAAUGUGCCUUAGCAAUAUUUAAAACGUGCCUUAACUGUGCCUAAAGUGUGCCUAAUCUGUGCCUUUGCAUGUUUUUUUCCCGUGCUUUGGCACAAAAACCGUGCCUUUUCUUGAGCGCGAAUCGUGCAUAAGGCACGGUGUUACGCUCGUGUACACCAGUAGCGUGCGCCAAGCCUCCCGCGAUCCCCGAGCCAAACUGGGGCCAUUCAAAUGCCGCUUUAUAGGUCCAUUUAGGUGAUCAAAAGCCCCCACUCCAGGGAAACUAAGAUCAGUAAUAAGUAACAAUGUAGAUUUCUAAUUUAGUGUGGGAAAAGUGCAGGCAAGCAACGAUGUAGUACUUGUAUAAGGCAGCCUUCUGGGUCUCAUUGGCAUACCCUCACCCAAAAAUUUACCCAGUGUACCCUGGGGGAGGUAUGUUAGGAUUGUUUGGGUUGGGAUGGCCGCUGGGAUCCCGGAACACUUAGCCUAUAUCAGACCUAGCUGGGCUGAAUUUUGCUACAAUAAACUAGACUUAUUUAAUUAACUUCCAAAACCUCUCCCUAUACUAGAGUAGUAUUUUUCCAGAAAAUACCGAGGUCAACACUUUCUUUGUUAUUAAACUGAGCUGGCGGUAAAUUAAAAUUUGCCAAUUGAUCGGUUUCCUUGAAAAUGAUAACCUAUUCUAGACACAAACUCUGUGAUUUCUUAACCCUAUUUCAGACUAAGUUGCUUGAAAACCAUACCCUUCACUGUGGCACAUACCUGUAUAUCCCAUAAUAUUAUAUAACAGUAUUCCCCUUUCCAGGGAGUGUACCCCCUCCUCUCCCCCAGAACUAUUCCCUAAGCUGCACCUUUGAAGACAUGUUAGAAUUUUUCCUGUUGCCUUGUUUCAGCCAUGUUGUUUGUUGUCAGUGAUACCUUGACUCAACAACUAGUUGAAAAAAAAAGAUGGAACCACGAUGGCAGAAGAACUCUGCGGAUGGGAAUUAUGGGCAUAAUUGUUGGACCAAUUCAAAGGACGUGGUUUCUUACACUGGAACGCUUUAUACCCCCUACAUCCAAGAUACAGAUUGUCAAGAAAUUAAUUGUAGACCAAACAAUAUAUGGGCCAUUUAUUAUAUUCUUCUUUUAUUCACUUUCUGGGAUUUUGGCUGGAAAAGAACUCCGUGAAGUUAAACUAUUGUUGCAAGAGAGAUAUAUAAAGACUAUGCUAACUGGGUACAAGAUCUGGCCUUUGGUGCAGGCAGUGAAUUUUUCGGUAGUACCUCUUCAGCACCGAGCCAAUUUUGUUCAAUUAGUUUCUCUUUGUUGGAAUAUGUACCUGUCCUGGAUGGCAAACAAAUCAAUAGGUAGUGAUGUGGAACUUCAAACUCAUGCUGAAUUAGUACCCAGUCAACAAGCCAAAAACAUUUAA
Messenger RNA from Porites evermanni, 3817 nucleotides. The record is from the annotation of a GenBank genome assembly. NCBI's taxonomy places the organism in Eukaryota, Metazoa, Cnidaria, Anthozoa, Scleractinia, Poritidae.